AUGUUUAGUUUUAAUAAUGUUGGUAGCAUAUCUAUCAAGUAUUUUCUUCCGGGUAACAAGACCACUCUCAUUUCAAUUUCGAAUGAUAAAGAUCUACAACGAAUGGUUAAGUUUCAUCACAAUUCGAGUACUAUCGAAAUCUAUGUCUUUAUUGAAGAGGUACUUGCCCUUGAGGUCUCAAUCAUGCCUGCCAGUAGGUCAAGUAGAACAACUUUGUCUGAAACAGUGUUGCCAAUCAAUACCAUUAUGAAUCCUGAUGCUGAAUAUGCUCCACCUGUUGCUUCUCAUGAUACCAUUCAAAUUGAUACAGAUAUGGAGAUACCUCUUUUGAGUCUUUCCCCGAACGAGGAGAAGCUGGCUAAAGGGGCACAACAGUGGCAGAAUACUAUUACUGGUGUAGGUCAAAGAUUCAACAGCGUACAUGAUUUUUGA
Messenger RNA from Lathyrus sativus (Indian pea), 432 nucleotides. Lineage: Eukaryota; Viridiplantae; Streptophyta; Magnoliopsida; Fabales; Fabaceae. The record is from the annotation of a GenBank genome assembly.